Anopheles funestus (African malaria mosquito) is the source of this 2643-nucleotide messenger RNA. RefSeq names its product lipid storage droplets surface-binding protein 2 (gene Lsd-2). NCBI's taxonomy places the organism in Eukaryota, Metazoa, Arthropoda, Insecta, Diptera, Culicidae. Gene Ontology annotation, biological process: positive regulation of triglyceride storage; lipid storage. Gene Ontology annotation, cellular component: lipid droplet; cytosol. The transcript is spliced from 3 exons. Bases 796 to 1749 code for a protein of 317 amino acids. The record is from RefSeq and is a predicted model, not a curated record.
CACCGGUAAAGCACCAUUCGUAAGGUGUGGACGUGUUCAAGGCGUAAUAUAAGAGACGUAUAAAGCUGCUUUAGCUAAAAUCAGGGCGCCAUCGAUUUCCGCUCGGUUUGCAAGAAGCGUGUAUUAGUGAUCAUCCUCCUGUUUAAAAGCGAUAAGCCGGUACAGAGUGCAGUGACGUCAGGCCGCGCUAUUCUAUCAACCACUUCGUAGCAUCUCAUCUCAUCUGUGGGACGAGCCCAAGCAUACACGCAGUUCGUUUUUGUCGGUUCGACUGUCGUACGAAACGUCGUCGUGCAUUUACGCAUACAGCUGCAAACCACCGCUUUUGGCUCGGUUGCAGUAGCUCAUCAACCUGAUCACAAUCACACGCGUUCCCGUUCCACCACCUACUCGUGCCCUACUGUGCGUAUGUGCGUACGAACCAGCAAGUGUGAGUGUGUAGUAACGGCGCUAUCUCGCUCUCUCUGUCGCGCUGGAACCCCGGUACCGUUCGCGUAGCUGGCUGUAGCUGCUCACGCGCGGUCUAGUAGGUAGAACGAUCGCUUUGGUCGACUCGGUUCGUUCAUUCCUUCGCUCGCAAUCAUCCGACACGGGUGCGCAGUCUGAAUUCUGAAGACCCCUUUGCAGUGCUUACACGGUGGCAAGCGCAAUUUCAUACGUUUUGCGUUACGUGUCUUCUAAUCUACCCCGGAUUGUGUGAUUUUUGUUUUACCGUGAGAGGUGUUGUGCAUUUUACUGGUGCAAAGUAAAACAGAUUCUUUCCACCUUUCCCAUACUCGUGAAACCGCGUGCAAUAUGUCGUCGAAAGUGCAGGAAAAUGGCAGUGCCACCACCAACACCUCCGCACCAACCAACACGGAUGCCGUUGCACCGAACAACAGUGCACUGCUGCCACAUCUCGAGUCACUCGACCGGAUGCUGAAGCUACCGGUAGUGGAUGCAACCUGGCAGCAAACCCAGAACGUAUAUGGCCGCGUGAAAGAUUACAAUCCACUGUUGACCUGGGCACUCGGAACAGCUGAGGAUGUCGUAUGCCGGGCUGUUACCAUCUCGGCACCGCUCGUCCAAAAGCUCGAUCGGCCACUGCAGCUUGUGGAUCAAACGCUCGUCAAGGGUAUCGACAAGCUGGAGGUGAACGCACCGAUCAUCAAGGAGCAGCCGGCAGAAAUUUACCAGCAGGCCCGCACCAAGGUGAUUGAGACGGUAAAGCCACACAUCGAGAAGGUGUGCGAGCUGCGGUCCGCAUCCCAGCAGCGUGCCGCCUCGCUGAAGGAUCUUUCCUGGCGCAAAGCGAACGAAGUGCUGGCAACGCAGUACGGUAGCCUAGCGGUGAACGGUGUCGACACGACGGCUCAGCUGGCCGAGCGUCUGCUCGAUUACUACUUCCCCAAGUCGGAAACGGACGCUGAUGAUGAUAAUGUGCCCAUCUCCGCAAAGGACGAUCCGGUGCUGCACACGGUACAAACAGUCGGUCGUCUAUCAAACAAAGUUGCCCGUCGCGUCUACCGCACCGUGUCCACGCAAGUAAAAUCCCUCCGAAAGGAAGAUGUCCGCGACUACGUAGCGACGCUUAUUGCCGUGCUCCGUCUUACCCAAUACCUGAACUUCAUCAACGAGAAGCGGCAGCCGGUUGAGGGUAGUACCAAGGAUACAGUACCGAACACACCCUCCACCGUGAACACCGCCAGCACUUCCGAUGUGGUCGCCACCACGAACAGCAGUAAAACUUUGCAGCAAAAGCAAGACUAGAGACACUUGGUGAUCGCAACUAUGUUCGGGGUAGGGAAAAUAGGGUCGGGAGGGACGGGUCGGGAAAGUGUGGGCAAAAGGGAAUUAGAAUGUUCGACAACUGUUCUCCACAAAAAGAAAAACGUGUCCACAGUAACGAGCGCACGCGCGCACACACACACACAUAUACACCUUUCAGGUAAUGGACAUGAUGUUGUCUUAUACGUUGUCGUUUAAACGUAGUGACUCAUCGUGGUAGUAGCUACAUGUAGAACAGUCCUUAGAGCGAAACCACAUCCAUAAUCUUGCUUGAUUCGUACAAUGCAUUUUCCACUGCAAAAAGACCACAACACAAAAGCAAAUGUUAAAUAUUGUACUACAAGUGAAGUUCCACGUUUUAAGGCAAACGUGGAUGGCUAAACGAUCAGUCAGGGAUAUCAGGGUACGAAUACAACUAUUCUAGAUUGUUUUUUUUUAGGUUAAAAAUAAUGUGUCAAGACGGUGUGAUUGAUCUAUUUGCGUAAGGAAGCCUCCAGAACCGGAAGCGUGAUAGUGUACAGAACAGAACGGGGAAUGCACUUGGGAAAAAGGAAGGCCUGCCUUCCUUGUCUCUCUAACGUCCCGAUGUCUCCAGUUUUUUGUCUGCGCGCGUGUGCGUCGGUGCGUACGUGUGUGUGUGUCGUGCAAGGGUGUAAACCGACCCAAUCGCUAGCUUUCAAGUUUAUACAAAUAAUUCGAUAAUAAGCUUUAUCUGCGCAUAUCGCUACCGUGUGCGUUUGGCGUCUUUUGUAGGUUUAUUCGUGUUUAUAUAUGUAUUUGUAUGCAUAUCCAUGUAUGCUGUGUUUUUUUUUGUUUCUAUUCUUUUUUUUUUGUUUAUCAAAAAAAACCCAUGUUAAUAAAACAAAUUUGAUUAAA